Molecule: messenger RNA, 1237 nt
Organism: Betta splendens (Siamese fighting fish)
Lineage: Eukaryota; Metazoa; Chordata; Actinopteri; Anabantiformes; Osphronemidae
Gene: snf8
Product: SNF8 subunit of ESCRT-II
Exons: 9
Coding region: 107-883 (258 amino acids)
Biological process (GO): protein transport to vacuole involved in ubiquitin-dependent protein catabolic process via the multivesicular body sorting pathway
Cellular component (GO): ESCRT II complex
Source: RefSeq, a predicted model, not a curated record
AAGUUUAACGGUUGGUGGCGAUAGCGCUACUCGACUACCGCGUACUGAAGAUCGCGAAGAAGAAAGACCGAGGAGACGGAAAAGUUGUUCCCUGACAUUUAGUAAAAUGCAUCGGAGAGGAGUUGGAGCUGGCGCAAUUGCCAAAAAGAAGCUGGCAGAGGCCAAAUACAAAGAAAGGGGAACUGUUCUUGCAGAAGACCAAAUUGUCCAGAUGUCUAAACAGCUGGAGACCUUCAAAUCAAACCUAGAGGAGUUUGCCAGCAAACACAAACAAGAAAUCAGAAAAAACCCACAGUUCAGGGUUCAGUUUCAGGAGAUGUGUGCCACCAUCGGAGUCGACCCUCUUGCCUCUGGCAAAGGCUUUUGGUCUGAGAUGCUGGGAGUUGGUGAUUUCUACUAUGAGCUUGGUGUGCAGAUCAUUGAAGUAUGUCUAGCUCUGAAACACAGAAAUGGAGGGCUUAUUACUUUAGACGAACUCCAUCAGAGAGUGCUAAAAGGAAGAGGUAAAUACGCUCAGGAUGUAAGCCAGGAUGAUUUGGUGAGGGCCAUAAAGAAACUGAAGGUGAUGGGCAACGGUUUCGGGAUGAUUCCUGUUGGUGGUUCUUACUUGGUGCAGUCAGUCCCAGCAGAGCUCAACAUGGAUCAUACUGUAGUUCUCCAGCUAGCUGAGAAAAAGGGAUUUGUUACAGUGAGUGAGAUUAAGGACAGCCUAAAAUGGGAGAAGGAACGAGCCUGCCAUGUCCUGGAUCACCUGCUAAAAGAGGGCCUGGCCUGGUUGGACUCUCAAGCAGCUGGAGAAGCUCAGUACUGGCUGCCUGCUCUCUUCUCUGAGCUGACCUCACGUGACAUCACACCCGAGGAGGCCAACCAGAUGACACCUUAGGGAAGUGAUGGGCUGUAUUUACGACCAUGGCCAUCUUUAGAGACAUGUUGGUAAACAGUAUGUGCCUGGUUGGAAGGUGCAUGUAAUGGAGCUGGCUGGUUCACUGGGGCUGGCGGUCAACAUGAACUUGUGCUGAGAUCAUUUUCUGGACACGAGGAGGGUCACCUCAGUAAUAACCUCUAUGCAAUGAGUGCACUUACAUUGUUCCUGUCACUGGAAACGGACUGAUUCCUGUCAAGCCACAAAUAACAUUCAUUAGCUUCUCUGUGUUGUGGUUUGAAGAUUAUUCAUGCAGUUGCAUGUUGUUUGACUUUUUCAGUAUAAACGUUAACUCUGAAAGAAACACCAGAUGCA